This is a messenger RNA of Nerophis lumbriciformis (worm pipefish), 1560 nucleotides long. The record is from RefSeq and is a predicted model, not a curated record. NCBI's taxonomy places the organism in Eukaryota, Metazoa, Chordata, Actinopteri, Syngnathiformes, Syngnathidae.
GUCAUGUUCUAUAUGAAAAUCCUCAAGGCAUAGAUGGCACGAUUUCUCUCCCUGAUCCGACCUCAACCGUACCUGCCUCUCUUUGGAAGGAGGAAAAUGUCACUCGACUUUGGGGCACGCGAGGUGUUUGCAGCUGCAGUGGAAGCCGUGCAGCCCGACAUCGUCGUCCGGCAGAGUUUGGUGCGACAAGGCGACAGCGUGGAGGUCGUCGGUGCCGAUCGCAAGUUCAAGAUGGAAAACAACGUGCACGUAGUUGGCUUCGGGAAGGCGGUGCUGGGCAUGGCUACGGAGGCGGAGAGGAUUGUGGGAGAACACUUGGUUGACGGAGUUAUCAGUGUGCCACAUGGCAUUCAGCAGACGUUGCGGGAGCAUGGAAAACACCACCUGCUGUUAAAAGAAAAUAGCCGAAUACGAGUCAUGGAGGGCGCCCAACACAACCUGCCUGACUCCGACUCGCAGAAGGCAGCAGAAAGUAUCGCUCGGCUUGCUAACACCUUAACGGCGAAAGACCUGCUUCUCGUGCUGAUUUCAGGUGGCGGCUCUGCAUUACUACCCGCACCCAUCGCGCCAAUAACCCUGCAAGAGAAACUGGACGUCACCCGCAAGCUGGCAGCUGCCGGAGCCACUAUUCAGGAGCUGAACACAGUGCGGCGCGCCUUAUCUGUCUUAAAGGGCGGAGGACUUGCUCGGUGUGCACACCCUGCUCAGGUGGUGGCGUUGAUACUAUCAGAUGUGAUUGGCGAUCCGCUGGACCUGAUAGCAAGCGGUGCCACAGUGCAGGGUCCGGUGUGUCGCCAAGAAGUCCAGGCUGUUCUCGAACACUAUGGCUUGAUGGACUCUGCUCCCGCCUCAGUGAAAGAUGUGCUCGGUAGACUUCGUCCACAACAAGAAGUCCAAACGGACGAGGCGAGCCAUGUUCUCAACGCUGUAAUCGGCUCCAACGGUGUCGCCCUCCAGCACGCGAGCCGCCGGGCCCUUGAGCUGGGUUUCCACCCGAUCGUGCUCUCGCCGGGAGUGUGCGGCGAUGUGAGGUCGGUAUCUCGUCUUUACGGCCUCUUGGCCCAAUUCGGUAAGGAAGCUUCAUCCGAGCUCACCGUCAAGAUGCUGAAGCUCGGGCCGGAGGUCGGGGUGGAGAGCAAGGACCUCCAUCGGGUGAUGCAGAGUUUGGAGCAGGGACGCGGCGUCACUUGCGUGUUGGCUGGGGGGGAGCCCACCGUGGAACUUACGGGGAAAGGCCGUGGCGGACGCAACCAGGAGCUUGCUAUGAGAGUAGGGCUGGAACUGAGGGGCUCACGACCCCCGCCGGACAGUCCAGUCUUCCUGAGCGGAGGAACCGACGGCCAGGACGGGCCAACCGAAGCGGCGGGGGCAGUCACUGACGCGAGCUUGUACGAAGACGCCCAAAAACAAAAGCUGGACACGCUCAGCUUCCUGAAGAACAAUGAUUCUUUUACUUUUUUUAAACGUCUCUCUGGUGGACGCAACUUACUUGUACCAGGCCUAACAUGCACCAAUGUCAUGGAUGUGCAUGUUCUUCUUAUUCCGCAAGGCGCAAAAUAA